AUAUUUUGGAUCUUAUUAUUAAAAAGAAAAUGCUAUCCAGAGGCUUUAGACCUAUUACAAGGUUUUCAAGAUUCUUCUCAAUGAAUGUUUCAGUAGGCACUCCAGGAGAAAAGAUUACUACCAAGGGUGUUCAGUUUGGAGAGACAGGUAAACCCAUUUAUUUGGAUAACCAAGCCACCACUCCUCUUGAUCCCAGAGUGCUCGAUGCUAUGAUGCCAUACAUGACUAACCAGUUUGGUAACCCUCACUCUCGCUCUCACUCCUUCGGCUGGGAAACCGAAAAAGCUGUCGAGAAAGCCAGAAGACAACUUGCCGACCUCAUUGGUGCCGAAAAACGAGAAAUCAUCUUUACUUCUGGUGCCACUGAAAGCAAUAACAACAUCAUCAAAGGCGUCGCCAACUUCUACAAGUCAAGGAAAAACCACAUCAUUACUUCACAGAUUGAACACAAGUGAGUGCUCGACAGCUGCAGGUUCUUAGAGAGGCAAGGCUUUGAAGUCGACUAUUUGCCUGUUAACGAGAAUGGUCUCAUCGACCUUGACCAACUGCGUGAGACCAUCCGUCCAACCACAUCCAUCGCAUCAAUAAUGAUGUGCAACAACGAAAUCGGAGUUGUGCAGCCAGUCAAAGAAAUCGGCCAGAUUUGCAGAGAACACAAAGUCUUCUUUCACACUGACGCCGCCCAGGCCGUCGGAAAAAUGCCUGUCAAUGUUAAUGACAUGAACCUCGACUUAAUUUCGAUAUCGGGUCACAAGUUGUAUGGGCCCAAGGGAGUCGGAGCCAUGUACAUCCGGAGAAGACCCAGAGUGCGCCUGGAAGCUCUGAUGAGUGGUGGUGGUCAAGAAAGAGGACUCCGUUCAGGCACCCUCGCUCCACACUUGGUCGUCGGACUCGGAGCUGCUGCUCAUGUGUGCAGCCAAGAGAUGGACAACGACCACAGAUGGAUUUCUCACCUUAAAGAUAGGUUUCAGUCUAAAAUUACUGCUGAGUUGACUCACAUCAAACUCAACGGAGACGAAGCUUCCAGAUACUGCGGGAACCUCAACUACUCAUUCGCAGGUGUCGAAGGAGAAAGCUUGUUAAUGGCCAUGAAGCAGGUUGCCAUCAGCAGUGGGUCUGCUUGCACCAGCGCUUCUCUGGAGCCAUCAUAUGUGCUGAGGGCACUCGGGCUCGAAGAUGACAUGGCCCACACAAGCAUGAGAUUUGGGUUUGGAAGAUUCACGACAGAAGAGGAAGUAGACUUUGCUGCAGACAACUUGACCACAGCAGUGAAGAGGCUCAGAGAAAUGAGUCCACUUUGGGAUAUGAUCCAAGAGGGUAUAGAUUUGAGUUCGAUUAACUGGACCCAACCACAUUAGCAUUCUAAGUGAUAAGAAAGAUUAGCCAAUAUUAUAUAAA
Molecule: messenger RNA, 1398 nt
Organism: Moneuplotes crassus
Lineage: Eukaryota; Ciliophora; Spirotrichea; Euplotida; Euplotidae
Source: the annotation of a GenBank genome assembly